UGCCGCCUCGUGGCUGCGCUGCUCGUGGACCAUCCGAUCUCAUCCGAUCCUCGCUUUCUUCUUCUUCUUCCUUCAGCAUCCCUUCCAUUUGCUUCCCCCCCCCUCCCCACAGGCAAUCCGGGGUGGUGGGAAGGGGGCCAGCGCCGGCUAGCCCAGCUCUUAAGUGUGGAGUGGGUGGGUGGGUGGGUUUCCAGAAUCCAAGAUCGCCCCCUCCCCAUCGGAGCCCCUUCCAACCCGACGCCGCAGUGGAACAGGCGAGGUGCGUGGCUUAGCAUCCUUGAGGUUGGUUGCUGGGGGUCGGUGGGGGGCUUCCCCCCCCUCUCUCUCCCUCCCUCCCUCCCCCCUCCGGGAGUGGAGUGGGGGGGCUUUCUGCCUCUUUUAAGGGCAAGGGAUCCCUCGGAAGGAAGGCUGCGGAAGCGUGUUUUUUUGGGGAGGGGGGUUCUCGGAAUGUGGGGAGGGAAACGGGGGUCCCGAUCUGGAUCCAAAGGGUCUUGAAAAAAAGAAAAGAAAAAAAAAAUCUGCGGGGAAGGGAGGAGAAAGAAAGGAGACCCCCCCACACACACCUCUCCAGCCUCCUGCGGAUCUCCCACCACCCACCCACCCACUCGGGUGGAUUUCGGAAGCUCGCCUUGAUCCCUGCAGCGGAUCUGCUUGGCGCGAGCCAGGCCUGCGGUGGAGAAGCCGUCUUGGAUCGCAUCGGAUUGGGAGAAGCCGGCAUUGGGGGAGCUGGAGAAGCUGCACGGAUGGCAGAAGGACCGAGCAGGCCUUGGUCUGGCUGCUGCGGAACCUGAGACUAUUCGACGGCGGUUGCCUGCCGUAGACGUCCAUGAGGGCAGGACUCGCACUCGCCGCGCGCUCGGAUCGAGGCCCCCGGCAUGGCCUGUGCUUGGCUGAUCUUUCCCAACGGCCUCAAGAUGAUGUCUCGGAAGAAAAUCCUCCUCCUCUUCCUGCUGGCCUUCAGCACCGGCACUCUGCUCCUGCGCCAGAGUGUCCACUUCAGCUGGUUCCCAAAGUCUCCACCCUUCAGCUGCGCGCCCUGGGUCUCGCCGCACCCGAAGCACACUGCCGUAGCCUUCCUGAAGACCCACAAAACAGCCAGCACCACGGUGCAGAACCUGCUCUUCCGUUUCGCGGAGCGGCACAACGUGACGGUGGCCCUGCCCCACCACGCCUGCGACCACCAGUUCUGCUACCCCCACAACUUCUCGGCCCGCUUCGUGCACCCGUACACCAUCCCGCCCCGCCUCAUCGCCAGCCACCUGCGCUUCAACCACGACGAGCUGCGCCACCUCAUGCCCAACGACACCGUCUACAUCACCAUCUUGCGCGAGCCGGUGGCCAUGUUCGAAUCCCUCUUCAGUUACUACAAUCAGUACUGCCCGGCAUUUCGACGGGUACCCAACGGAUCCAUGGAAAUCUUCCUCAACAACCCGUCCCAGUACUACCGGUCCCAUGAGAAGUACGCCAUGUACGCGCACAACACCUUGGUGUACGACCUGGGAGGAGACCCCGAGCACAACCCCGAGGACUCCACGUACCUCCCCAAAUUUAUCCGUCAAAUAGAAGGCAUUUUCUCCCUGGUGAUGUUGGCGGAGUAUUUCGACGAAUCGUUGGUCCUUCUCCGCCAUCUUCUGGCCUGGGACCUGGAGGACAUUCUCUACGUCAAGCUGAACAUGCGCAGCCUGGAGUCCAAGCUCAACAUCAGUUCGGCCCACGUGGCGGCGCAGAUCCGCGCCUGGAACGCCCUCGACGCUGCUCUCUACGACCACUUCAAUGCCACCUUCUGGAAGAAGCUGAGCAAGAUGGACCAAGGUUGCCUCCAGAAAGAGGUCCGGGCCCUACACCAGGCCUGCGAGCGCCUGGCACGCCACUGCUUUCGCGGACAGCCCCAGCUGCGCCCGGCCAUGCAGAUCAAGAACAAAGACCUCCGGCCGUGGCAGCCCAGCGCCAAGGUGGAUAUCGUAGGCUACGACUUGCCGGGUUCGGGACCCCACUUGGACGAACAGUGUCUCAAACUGGUCAUGCCUGAGGUGCAGUAUUCCCGCUACUUGCUACGGAAGCAGAGCCUCAAAAACCGGCGUCGGGUCGUCCCCCAUCGGCCCCUCUCGCCCCAAGGACUUCUACCCCCACCUCGGCACCCGGCCAUCAAAGCUUCCUGAGCAGGACGAUGGGGGAGCUUAAAGAGGCCACUUGUGCAGGAUGGACGGCUGGUGGGGUUCUCUUGUCAAUGAGCUGCGAUUCUUUCUUUUUUUCUUUUUUCGGCCCCUGGGUCUCUAGGACUUUUCGACCCAGUUUUAUCCACUUAAAGAACUCAGGACCGAAGCAUCUAGGGUGAGCGGGACUCUCCUUUUCGAUGCCCCAAAGGAGCUGGACAUCAAUCGUGGCCCGUUUUUCAGCAGUCGGGACUUGAAAAUGAUGAAUGGGUUCUGCGAAUUGCCUUGCUUCCUUCCUUCCUUCCUGCUUGCCUUCCUCUUUUUUCUCCUUCCUUCCUUCCUUUCUUCCUUCCAUCCCUCCUUUUUCUGUUGUCCUUUUUCUCUUUCUUUCUUUCCUUCCUUCCUCCCUCCCUCCCCUCCUUUCCUUCCUUCCCUUCCCUCCCUCCUUUCCCCUUCCUUCUCUUCUCUUCCCUUUUUCAUUAUCAUUUGUUUCCCUUCUCUUCCCUCCCUCUUCCUUCCCUUCCUUUCCUCCCUCUUCCUUCCCUCCCCUGUCCUUCCUCUUCUUCUUCCUUUCCUUUCCUUUCCUUUCCUUUCCUCUUCCCUGCCCUUCCUCUUCCUUUCCUUUCCUUUCCUUUUUCCUUUCCUUCCCUGCCCUUUCUCUUCCUUUUCUUUCCUUUUCCCUUCCCUCCUUCCCUUCCCUUCCCCUCCUCCUUCCCCUUCCUUUUCUUUCCUCCCCUUCAUCUCUUCUUCCUUCCCUUCCUUUCAUCUCUUCUCCCUUCUCUUCCCCCUUUUCCAUUCCCUUCCCUUUUCCAUUCACUUCCCUUUCCCUUCCCUUCCUUUUUCUUUUCUUUUUCUUCCCUUCCCUUCCCUUCCCUUUUCCCUUCCCUUUCUCUUUCUCUUUCCCUUUCCCUUUCCCUUUCCCUUUCCUUUCCUUUUUCUUUUUCUUUCUUCCCUUCCCUUCCCCUUCCCUUCCCUUCCCCUUCCCUUCCCUUCCCUUUUCCCCUCCCUUUCCCUUCCCUCUUGUUUAUUUCCAUAUAACCAGAACAAAUUAGGGCCUUUUUCCUGCCUGGGAAUGUUUGAGGCUGGUCUUCACAACCUCCUCCUCUUCUGUAGCCUUCCCACAUUUCUUUCAGUGCCGUUUUUAUCUUUCCUUCCACUCCUAACAAACGUCUGAUAUAUUUUUUCCCCCCGAUCGGAUGAAGGAGAAACAUUGCUCUCGAUGUUCCGCUUCCCCACUUUUCAAAGAAAUUCGCUUCUGAUUUUUAGGUAACCGUAAUUAAACAGGUCACGCUCCCGUUCGGCCUCGACACGUGGCAGGCGCUGCUCUAUUUAUUUUAUUUAUAGAUUUAUUGCUAACAUUUCGUCCCACUUUCCUCCCGAAGACCUGAGAUAGCUGCAAUAGACACACACCUUCCGUGUCAUCCUCACAACGACCCUGCGAGGUAGGCUGGGACCGGCACGGAAGUUGCACCAGGAUUUGAAUAUGCAUUCCCCCCCCCAAAUCACAGCUCAGUGCUCCCAAUCCUUUAAGUAGCACUAAAUGGCUUUCCCUAGUGAAAGGUUGUGUUUACAGCUGUUUUUUUUUGGGGGGGGGAACCCAAAAACCUCACAACUUUUUAAAAUGGGAAAUGAAGGUCGUACAAAUGGAGGUUGGAAUGUGUGCCGUGCCUGUUUUUUUUUUUUUUGUUUGUUUUUAAAACACUUUUUUUAAAAAGGUGGAAGAAUUAAGGAGGAUGUCCCGAAAAGCACAAUAUUCCUCUAUAUUCCAAUAUAAUUCUGCUUGUCAUUUAUCGAGGAAGAAUCAAUGGGCUGUUAAUGGUUGUGUUGGAAAGAAUCUUUAUGCCUUGCCUCUUUAACGAAUUAUAGGUAGUCCCCAAUUUACAACGGGUUCGUUUAGUGGCCGUUCGAAGUUACGACGCCAGUGGGGGAAAAAAGGGGCUUGCAACCGUUUUUCACAGUUAACGACGUAAUCCCCUUUUUGCGACCUUCCGACAGGCAAAGUCAACGAGGGAGGUGGGGGGGAGAGCUGGAUUCACUUAACAACCAGGUUACUCAUUUAUCCACCGCAGUGAUUCACUUAACAGCUGAGGCAAGGAAGGUCAUAAAAAGGAAAAGAAGUGACUUACAACCAGUCCUCGCACUUACGACCGCUGGAAUAUCCCCACAUGUGGUGAAAAUUCAGGUGCUUGGCAACCUGCUGGCAAACAUAUUCAAUGGGAGAGGGGGAAGCAAGAUUCGCUUAAUGACCACAUGGUUCAUUUAACGGUGGUGAUUCACUUAACAACCAUAGCGAAAGGCUCAUAAAAUAUGGAUGCGGCUCUCUUAACCACCUUGCUUAACGAUGAAAAGUCUGGUUCCCAAAUGUGGCCUUAAGUCGAGGACUUCCUGUAUGUGAACUAUACUUCUGACCCAUAGCUUCCGCUUGGGCUCCUCUGCUGAAUUUCCCACCCUCUGUUCUUCUGUUUGAGUAGACCUGUCCCCAGGGGUCGGCUUCAAAAAUUUUAGCAAGGGGUUUCUCUGCCUGGGUGCUGGGUGGGCGUGGCUAUGGUGGGCGUGGCCUAGUUGGCCUCCUGCACCAUGGCAGAGGAAGAGGCGUUUUUGCCCUCCCCAGGCUCCGGAGGCUUUUCUUGAGCCUCCGGGACGGCGAAAAAGGCCUCCCCAAGCUCUGGAGGGCGAAAACUCGGGCCUCGAGGAAGUUCGGGAAGGCCGGAAACGGGCCCAUUUCCGGCCUUUCCGAACUUCCAGUAGGCCCAUUUUUCACCCUCCUCGAGCCCUGCACCUUCCUGCAUCCAAAACGGGCUGCAUGGGGACUCCUGGGAGGGGAGGGGUGGGCGAGGCCAGCCAGGAGUGGGAUUUGGGGCUUCUCCGAAAUGUACAGAAUCUUAGCUAGAGGUUCUCCCGAACCCCUGCGAAUCCCCAGCAACCCACCCCUGCCUGUCCCUGAUAACGUCUCUUCUGUCCUGCUGGCCAUUAAGUAAUCUCCCAGGCCCCUCGUAGGCAGAGAGUCCUUCAAUACUCCACUGUUAGGGACAGGCUAAAUAUCUGAACGGUCGGUCAUGAGUCAAUGGGCACAAUGAGACUUUUUAAGUUUUAAUGGGAAAUACAAAUCAGGCUGUAAGGAACAGAUCGUUCAAAAGGAUCUGCUCCAUCGAUGUUUAAUGGCUGUUCCUCUUUUUAUCAGUGGCGUUUUAGGUGACCUGGGAUGAGAAAUGCGUCUCUUGGCUAGGACGGAAAAAGACAAAUGAUCUCGUUGCUCGGCCCGCCCGAGAAAAAUAAAUCCAGAGCUUGUUCUUCCUGGCCUCGAUCUGUC
Messenger RNA from Pantherophis guttatus, 5463 nucleotides. RefSeq names its product galactose-3-O-sulfotransferase 3 (gene GAL3ST3). Gene Ontology annotation, biological process: glycolipid biosynthetic process. Gene Ontology annotation, molecular function: galactosylceramide sulfotransferase activity. Lineage: Eukaryota; Metazoa; Chordata; Lepidosauria; Squamata; Colubridae. Gene Ontology annotation, cellular component: membrane. The record is from RefSeq and is a predicted model, not a curated record.